Austrofundulus limnaeus is the source of this 6956-nucleotide messenger RNA. RefSeq names its product SLIT and NTRK-like protein 3. The record is from RefSeq and is a predicted model, not a curated record. Gene Ontology annotation, cellular component: postsynaptic density membrane; GABA-ergic synapse. The coding region runs from base 2658 to 5513 and encodes 951 amino acids. Gene Ontology annotation, molecular function: protein binding. Lineage: Eukaryota; Metazoa; Chordata; Actinopteri; Cyprinodontiformes; Rivulidae. Gene Ontology annotation, biological process: axonogenesis; positive regulation of synapse assembly. The transcript is spliced from 6 exons.
GCCUGUGUGAGGCUCGGUGAGUGUGUGUUUUUUUAUCCCGUCUCUCUCUCUCUCUUUUUUCAUCUCUUUCUCUCCCCUGACCGCCAAAGAGAGGACAGAGAGGCAGACAGUGGAAUUAUGUGACAUGAAUAAUAUGGCGAAGAAACGAGCAGUGACCGUCAUCUCUGGUUCGUUUGCGUCAGUGUGUGCAGGUCUGGAGGAGAGAGGAGGCACAGGGGGGAAAGAAAAGAAAAAAAAACAGAAAGCAAAGGGAACAACUCCUAGACAGGAAGAGAGAGUCAAGAGGAUAACCACACCUGUGUCAGGCCUGUGUUUGGACGGGCCAAUCAAACAAUCAGACAGUUCUCUGCUGUCGUCUGUCAGCGUCGCUUCUUGUUUCCAUAAUAACACAGAGCUACGCCGACUGCUGACUAGUCCACUUGGCUGAUUCGUGGAAAGAAGCUUGAGUGUUGACUUUGUCCCCCCCUCACCUCCAUCACCCCCAUCAGGGUGAGAUAGCCAUCCACUGAGGCAGAAUCUAACAGGAGGGAUCCCAGUGGUCUAUCUGGACUCAGUAUUGAUCUCCUCUGUAAAGGAGAAGAGGGAAGGAGGAGGGGUUGCUUCCUUUUUUCUUUUUUUUUCUUUUUUUGCCCAGAGAUAAACAAUGCACUUCUUGGAUGGAAAAAAAAGAAGACCCACUGGAACUCCCUUUCAUGUUGUGUUCCCAUUUGUCCGGAAACUACCGAGUGUGCCAGCCUGGACCGUCCCGAGAAGCACAGAUGCUCUCAAUGUGGAGGACCAGCAUCCCUUACAUCUCUCUCUCUCCAUCCUUUCUUUCGUGACAUUGUCCAACAACGUAUCGCAGCACCACAUUGGAUUAUUUAAUUCAUUUUUUCUUUAUUUAUUUGUUAUGAAAGCUCACACUCAUCCACACGUGUCUCCGCUACCUGUUUCCUGAGCUUGGCCGGGUUUGAAAGUGUACUUUUUGGAGAUGGCUCUGACCUUUGUGGUUGCGUUGUUUCCAGCACGCCCACAGACGAGCGCAGGGGAAACUUGGCGCUGCUCCCGCGCGAGGAGGGCGUACAUUGUGUGCAGAGRGAGAGAGAGGAGGGCUUUGAUGUAAUCAAUAUCAGAUUUCAGCUGUUUCGCUCGGAGCUCUUAUCCUGAGUGGCAGRCUUGACUGACUUCCUACUGCUUAUGCAAUCCCAGUUCUUUCUCCCACCUCCUCCUCUUUUGCACCUCUGCCCAUUACUCUCCCCUCUUAUCUGUCUGUCUCUGCAACACGCCAUUCCUUCACCUUUUCUCCCUCCUCCUCUGGCUUCUGCUUCUCCCUUCGUCUCUCUCACGUUAUAAUCACCUCUGUGAUUGCUCUUCCUCUCCCGGGCGGCGGCGUGUUCGCCGCUGCCUCCUUGUCUAACCCGCCGAUGCCAGAUUAUUGCUGGAUGAUUACAGCCACCACACCAUCAUGAUCGUUAUUGCAUUUUGCGUGGCAGUGUUCAACACUGCACGAGCAGAUCYAGAUGCUUUAUCCAAUUUAGAUCUCAUUAAGGCUUGAGAGGAAAUAUCCCGGCAACAAGACUCUGCAUUCUCAGCUUUUCUUUUUUGUUUUGUCUUUGCCUUUCUUUUUUUUUAUCUGGCACAGCUUCUUCUAUUUUUUCCCUUCCCCACUUUCUGUCUUAUUACAGAGCCACUCUCGUCCCCAUCACCACCACUUCCUGGUCCUGCCUGCCGCAAACGGCCUCCACGUUUCAAAACAUAAAAGAAGGAAAAUCGGUAGAGUUGUGACGCCUCAGCUGCGACAGGUCUUCACGGUCGUCGAUAGCCUGACAAAUUUUGCCUGAUUGAUAAUCUCGGGGGUCGAUUUGAACAUUUUUCUGCGCCCUCGUCCUUGUGCUCUCUGACUGCCGUUCGUCUUAUUAAGUGGAGCAGCCCAUUAGGCGGGGAGCAUCAUGAAUCUGAUUUGCAUUUACUCAUAUUCAUAUCGCAUACAUUAAAAUAACACAUGCGUGACAUUUGGGCUUCGCCAGCCAUUUGAGAAUUCACAUGAAUAUAUUCAUCAUAGACCCCCCCACCCCCCAACACACACACACACACACACCCUGCCACGUUUACCCCUCCAAAAAGCCACUCAGAACAUGAUAAAAUGUGGUUCGCAGGUGAGCCGGGCCACGUGUGCAUCUUAGUUUUGCAUUUAAAGUGUCGUUAUUUGAAUUUGUAAUCCAACCCGACACCACGACAGCUGAGCGACUGUUGCAGCUGGUUUUUCAAUCAAAUGAUUUUGUCUCGCUUUUUAAACGCCCCUUUAUUUAGAGCCUUGUUUUCCGCUUGCUGAGUUCAGUACAUUUUACAUGUUUACCAUGGUUUGACUCAUAUCAGGACGCACCAUGGCCUCCAGUUGGCCUAUCCAUCAUUAUUCCAGGAUAAUGAAAUUCCUUCCUUGUGGCUCUGCAGUCUGUGUGAUUUAACAUUUAUUUUCUGACUGCUUGAAUAUGCUUAUGAUGUAUCACCAAUCUGAUUCAUCCCGAAGUGCCGUAUUUUUCUUUCUUUCCCCCUCCUGCUCCUCCUUUCAUCAUGGGUGCGUUUGUGCUUCAAUGUCUCCGUGUUUGCCUCGCCUUGCAGUGCGAUAAAGGCCCUAUGUGGGGCCGCGGGCUGCUGAGCUGAAGGGGAGACGCCGCAGGAUGCAGUGGGUCACUCUGGCCGUGGCCCUGGGCUGUGUGCGCCUGUCCCAGGCGUCGCACGGCCCCACCCCCACCCCCACCUCCACGCACACCCCUCUGGUGGACAACUCCGAGGAGGAAGUGGACGAGCCGUGCUUUGAGCCGUGCACGUGCGAGGUCAAGGAAGGCGUCCUGCACGUGCACUGCGAUGGGCGGGGCUUCACCAACGCCAGCCAGGUGUCACAUUCAUGGAUCCGCCCUUUCAAGCUCAACCUCCAGAGGAACUCUUUCAGACGUCUCUAUAGUAAUGGAUUUCAACACCUUGGCAAUGCGGUGUCGUUAAACCUCGGCAACAACGCACUCCAGGACAUCCGAGUGGGAGCCUUUAAUGGGUUGGCCAAACUCCGACGGCUCUACCUCCACGAAAACAAGCUGGAAGUCUUCAGGAAUGACACCUUUGCCGGCUUAGAGGCUCUGGAAUACCUCCAGGCUGACUACAAUGUGAUCAAACGAAUUGACAGCGGCGCGCUGAGGUUUCUCUACAAGCUCCGGGUUCUCAUUCUGAAUGACAACCUGAUCCCAGUGUUGCCUGCUCAUCUGUUCAGGUCUGUGUCUCUGACUCAUUUGGACCUGCGAGGGAACCGUCUGAAAAGCCUAGCAUAUGCUGGGACCCUGGAGUAUGUUGGCCGUUCCCUGAUGGAGCUGCAGCUGGAGGAGAAUCCCUGGAACUGUGGCUGCGAGGCGGUGCAGCUUCAGCAGUGGCUGGGUCAGAUUCCCUACACAGCCGUGGUGGGAGACGUCACCUGCGAGUACCCGUUCCACCUUCACGGCAAAGACCUGAGGGAGAUCCCCCGCAAGGAACUGUGCGCCGACCUGCCGGAUAAAGAGCUGCAGGGAGAGCGGGGAGGUCCGCCCGCCGGAUCCAAGCCUCACGCUUCGCCCCCUAACUCCAAACCCAACGCUCAUCCCGGGAGAGUCAGGCCCACGAAACCGUCCUCUAUGGUGCACGGCUCCCGCCAGAGUACUCACACGUCCUCCACUUCAUCUUCUUCUUCCUCAGCGGAGCGCAGGGACCGGGAGAGGCACCCGAGGCCGACUAAAAGACCGCGGCCGUCCAGAACGUCCCCCACGUCUCGCAGUCUGGUGCCCAACCAGAAUCCCCCCGUGGCCGGUUACCAAACGCGACCCCCCAUCCCCAUCAUCUGCCCCAUGGGCUGCACCUGCAACCUGCACAUCACCGACCUGGGCCUCACCGUCAAUUGCAAGGAGAGCGGCUUCCUCAACGUGUCCCAGCUCACGCCACGGCCCCUCAACGGCCGCAAGCUCUACCUGAGCGGGAAUUUAAUCCAGAGCAUCUACCGCGCCGACUUCUGGAACUUCUCCAGCCUGGACCUGCUCCACCUGGGGAACAACCGCAUCUCGUACGUGCAGGAGGGGGCCUUCUCCAGCCUGAUCAGCCUGCGGAGCCUCUACCUGAACGGGAACAACCUGGCGCAGAUCAGCCCCCACAUGUUCCUGGGGCUGCAGAAUCUGAGAUACCUUUAUUUCGAGUACAAUGAGAUCCGUGAGGUAGAUCCUGGCACCUUUGACUCCAUGCCCUCCCUCCAAUUGUUGUUUCUUAACGCCAACCUGUUGCGAAGCCUCCCGCUCGGCGUGUUCUCCAGAGUCAGUCUGGCUCGGCUCAACCUGAGAAACAAUCACCUCCUGCAGCUUCCCAUGGAGGGAGUGCUGGAACACCUCAAAGGACUGGUGCAGGUGGACCUGCAGCAAAACCCGUGGGAGUGCAACUGCGUGGCAGCUCCACUGAAGCGUUGGCUCGAGGGGCUCAGCGCGGUGGUUGUGGUGGGAGAGGUGGUCUGUCACUCCCCGGAAAAGACCAAGGGUGUAGACCUGCGCUCCCUCUCCAUGGAGCUGCUCUGCCCCGAGCUGGAGCCCCAGGAGGACCAGGAGCAGGAGGGGCAGACAGCAACCUCUCCAGCUGCAGAUGGAGGCGUGUCGGUUGGCUACCCCAGCUCAGGGCUGGGACCUCUCGUCCCUCCAGGGAUGGAUUCCAUCCCUCUGUCGGUGUUGGUGCUCAGCCUGCUGGUGUUGUUCGUCUCCGCGUUCUUUGCGGCAGCGGCACUAAUCGCCUACGCCCUGAGGAGGAGGGACAAGCUGCCGUUUCGUCGUCAGGGAGAGGUGGACUUGGCCGGCAUCCAGAUGGAGUGCGGGAUCUUCACCGAGCAGACGCACCAUCACCACCACAGCCUCCCGGAGAAGCCCCCUCUACCUCUGCCCGAGCACAACCACGUCUACGACACUAUCUUGCCCCCGGAGGCAGCGGCCAAAGGUGUCGACCCUGCUGCAGCCUCACACAUGUGUAGCAACUCCAUCUACAAGGACGAGCGAGACGCGGCGGUGAAGCAGCGACCGUCGCCGCUGCAGCAACAGACGUUCGCAGCUCCGAAGGAGGGCCACGGGGGGUACUGUUCUGCGUCAGAGAAAGGGAGGGAGUGGGCCCUGGAGGUGUCCUCGUCACCCAUCAACACCGUAACGGGAGCAAUGGGACCUCUCGCCGGCCUCCACGGGAACGGCAUCCUGUGCCCCACGGUCAUCGACAGCCAGGGCCCCACUCCUAAGGUGGAGCUGGUGGACUGCCUCUUCAGACUCUCCACCCCGGAGUUCAGAGAGCUCUCAGACAGGUACGCGAGGCCCCCGCCCUGCUAUCCUCUCACCCAAGACUCCAAACAGGAAGCGAGACCCGACCCAACGCUUGUGGUCACCACGGCGGGCGUCAGUCACGACGGGCCGAACGAGCCGGGGCCUGGAGAGCAGAGACCCAGACUGAAAACAACGCCAGACUACAUGGAGGUUUUGGACCGCUCUUACCAGUUUUAACACUCCUCCACCUCCCUCUUCUCCUCCUCUUUCUGCUCCCUUUCCUCUCUUGUCUCCUCAUCACCUCCCUCUCUGGUGAUGAAUCACCUGGUAACAAUGACUCCUGUACAGAGGUUGGCUUUGAAAGGAGCCUGUGGGGGAGUGGGACCGCACUACACCAUGUUUAUUCUCGGAGCUGAGGUCAGGUUUUUGUAUUUCCUCCACUACUGGCAUAUGGGUUUGGUAUUUGGCAAGGAUUAGCCGAUCCAAGAUUCUCGCCUGGAGGUAAAACUUCAGCUGCAGUUACCAUCAUAUUUUAGUUUCCCUCCAGAGUCCUGAAAGCACGGAGGGCUCCGUUUUUCUACUAAGCAUCACAAUUAGCAGGACGGAGCGCGAUGGUUGUGGGCGUUCACGUUCAUAUCACCGCUCUCAAAGGGAAAGUGUAAAACACCAGCUCGUAACAUCAAACACAGAGCUGGAAACUCGGACGGCCGGAAGGUGCGGAGCAAAGCUGGGGCGCUCACAGAAGACGGGGAAACGACAGAGACAAAACAAGAAGGGAAAUAACUGAAAAUAGCCAAGUGCCUUAGCAACGAACAGCCAGCAGUGUGGUCAAUGCUUAUUUUUCUAUAAAUACAGAUCUAUUUAUCUAAACAAAGAGGUUUGGCUACCAAUGGAUGGGACGCAGGUGGAUGACUGAGACUAAAAAAAAACAAUCAAAACCUAAAGAAUUGCAUUCCCUUGGAUGAGCCAAAAAUAAUAAUAUAUCUGGUCAGUGUUGGAGUUGUUUGUAUGCGGUUCUGUUAAUUUCCCAUCAUUUCAUCUUUCAUUUUCUUACCCCCCAGUGAUUUCUUUACAGAGCUACGAUGAGGGGAUUUAUCUGGGGAAUAAUCUGUCGCUGAGUUGAAAUUGUAAGAUUCAAUUUCAAAGGAAAGAAUUUUGGAAAUUACCACCACUCUUUAUUUUUUUUGGGGGGAGGGGGGGGGCAACACAAAAAAACGAACGGAGGCCGAAUUACACGAAAGACAUUGUGGCGACGGAUGCGUUUUGGAUUUCUUUAGACUCAACUGGGCCACGAAGACCUCUGCUUCAUGUUUCCUUUCAUUCCACAAAAGGCACAUAUUGAUUUGGAAAUGUUUCUCAAAGGAAAGCUAAGUGGCAAAUUAGAAAAUAAAGACAAACCAGGUGGACGUAACAUUUUUUUGUUCAUACAAGGAAAAAAAACACUUCUAUCAACUACUGAUUAAUAUCUUUUACGGAGGUACUUUUUAUGCUUUCAUCUCCUACCAAUCGUAGAGGCAGUUGUGAAUAUAUUUAUUCUUAGUUUUUUUUUUCUUUUUGCGUGCUGAAGCUCUCCUGCAAGGGAUCAUGUUACAUUAAUGUAUAGGAUGAUUCUGCAUCUGGUUCAGCCUUCUUACCGUCAACCCACGAAAUACAAUAAAGGGUGCUACAUUAAAAAAACAA